This is a messenger RNA of Glossina fuscipes, 2012 nucleotides long. RefSeq names its product porphobilinogen deaminase. Gene Ontology annotation, molecular function: hydroxymethylbilane synthase activity. The coding region runs from base 175 to 1800 and encodes 541 amino acids. Gene Ontology annotation, biological process: heme biosynthetic process. The record is from RefSeq and is a predicted model, not a curated record. Gene Ontology annotation, cellular component: cytoplasm. NCBI's taxonomy places the organism in Eukaryota, Metazoa, Arthropoda, Insecta, Diptera, Glossinidae. The transcript has 4 exons.
GCAUAAUUUGCGACUAUCAUAAUGUUUUACAGUUUUCUAUGCUAAACUCAGCUGACAUGGCUACUUCGAAUUCAUUCAUGAAUUUCAUUGCUAACUAAGAUUUACAAAAAGCUCAAAAUAUUAUCAAUUAUAGUUGUUGUUAUCGGUGCAUAAGAUAGUAAUUAAAAGAAGGAUAUGGCAAGCAAAGGGAGAAUACGUGUGGGAUCAAGAAAAAGUGAGUUGGCUGUUAAACAAACUCAAUACGUUAUUGAUCGUCUGCAAAAAUUGCACCCAAAGAAAACGUUUGAAAUUCGUACUAUGACAACUAUUGGCGAUCGCAUUUUAAACAAAUCCCUGCCAAAGAUUGGAGAAAAAAGCCUCUUUACCAGAGAUCUCGAAGAUGCUCUGGAAAAUGGAGAUAUUGACUUAAUAGUUCAUUCUUUAAAAGAUUUGCCCACAACGUUACCUAACGGUAUGAUCAUUGGGGCUGUUUUAACGAGAGAAGAUCCUCGGGAUGCCCUAGUUCUCAAGCAGAAAUUCGAUAAAAAUACUACUCUAGGUGAUUUGCCGAAAGGAAGUGUAAUCGGUACCUCUUCACUUAGACGCACCGCCCAACUGAGAAGACGGUUUCCCGAUUUGACAGUAUGCGAUAUACGCGGCAAUUUAAAUACUAGGCUUGGAAAGUUAGAUGCCGACGACUCGAAGUUUGCCGGCAUUAUAUUAGCUUACGCUGGAUUGGCUCGUAUGGGUUGGAAAUCUCGUAUUAACCAGAAAUUGGAACCCUCUGAACUGCUGUAUGCGGUUGGUCAAGGUGCUUUGGCAGUUGAAUGUAGAGCAAAGGACACUGAAAUUUUGGAAAUGCUAGGCAGCGUUAUGUGCGACGUUAAAACUGCUUGUUGUGUUUUAGCUGAGCGUAGUUUUUUGAAAACACUUGGCGGCGGCUGCAGCGCUCCUGUGGCAGUAGUUAGUGAAUUCAAUGGUAAACUUCGUUUAGAUGGAGCAGUAUGGAGCUUAGAUGGCACGACAGAAAUUCGUGACAAAAUAUCACAUCCAAUGGACGUUGAAAAGGGCAAGACAAUAGACAUUCUAAUUAAUACAGGUAUAGAAGACGAACCACCAAGAAAAAAGACGCGGUUAAAUGAUACCACUACUAAUGCCUUAGGAAUCGGAAAUAUCACCCCCACUCCAGUUAUUGACAAUACGAAUUUUACAAAGUUGUCGAAAGGUUUUGAUAUUAAAGAUUUGGUUGAAAAACAUGUUAGUUUGGUAAAAGAUUGCCCGGUUAGAAGUUCAAAACUACUGAAAAACUACGAAAAUACUGAAAAGAAUAACGAAGAAAUUGUUCAUGCUAAUCAACUGCCCACCGAUAUCGGUUUAGAUUUUAUGGGCCAGUGUCCCUUUGUAAAUAAUGAUAUGAAAAUUGCGCAUGCUAUCUCUGAUAAAUGCCCAAUAAAAUCAAAAUUUGAUCAAAAAGAUUGGACAAAUAUUCCAACUUCUUCUAAAUGCCCUUUUACGGCCCUUUUAAACGCGAGUACCGAUCAUAUAAUUUCGGACUCUGCCCACAAGGCGAAUCUCUCUUCGCAAAAGAUAACAUUAAACGAUGUUACGGAGAAGUGCAAACUAAAAACUGAUCAAGUAAAUAAUGAUAUAAAUGAAAAUGUGUUUUGCGGUAUAUACCAACACAGUCUCCCUCCUCAUAACCGUGAGCUUUAUGAAAAAAGUAGAAAAUUGGGUCAAAUGUUGGCGGAGCAGUUAAUCGAGAAAGGUGCUUGGGAUGUAAUGAAAUCGGCUCAAAGUGAAAUUCAUGGGAAAACGUCCUAAGUAACGAUCUAUGUGUAACGAUAUACGAUCGAUUUACCUUGAAUAAUUUGUGUUAGAAGGAAUACAAAGAGAGAUAAAUUCCAUUUCAAUUUAUAAUGUGCUCAAAUGAUUUAUUAAAAUGUAUUUGAUUACAUCAUAAAUUCUUUCGUGCUAGUAUCUUUUAAAGUAAUCGAUAUUUUUUGAAAUGUUUUAGUUAAAAAAAGUUUUGUUAU